This is a messenger RNA of Prorocentrum cordatum, 2964 nucleotides long. Lineage: Eukaryota; Dinophyceae; Prorocentrales; Prorocentraceae. The record is from the annotation of a GenBank genome assembly.
AACCCCACCCAGAACCUGUUCGGCGACGGCUUCGGGGAAAACAACAAGGGGAAGGGCUACCAGGACAACAUGAGCCAGGGUCUUGGGUGCCAGAAGCUCUACGGCACAAACUCCAAGGACCCCAGGGCCAUCUCAACCAGGACAAUGAAGUACGGCGACAUCUUUUCUUUGACAUGCAGCGUUGGGAACGGUUACCCAGAGUUCGGUUGCCGCGCCAUGAACCAGUUCACACGCCUCAAACCGGCGAGCGCGUUGCUCUCGGAUGCCUUCAGGGUCAAGGUUUGCGACUUCGGCUUGGCGCGCUGCGGCAUGCAGUUCGACGCGGAGGCUCGGCGAGCAGAGCAGCCAGCGCUCUACGAUCCAGCCCCGCCUCAAGCUGCAGGGCCGCUAGAACCGAACCAGGAAGCGGACGAGGGCAGCAGCGCCGAGAGCAGCGACGAGGGCUGCAGCGACCUCGAGACCGCAGAGAAAAAGGAGGAGGAACAGAGCCAGGAGGAGGAAAGCCAGGAGGAGCAGAGCCAGGAGGAGGAGAGCGAAUUCCUCGACGAGAAGCUCACGGCCGCCGCUUUUCUCGAGCGCGAGCUUCGCCUGGAGAGCCGCCUUCUCCGCGAGGCAAACGAGCAGCUCCAGGGCCGACUGGACCACCUGGAAGAGAACAGCUCCUUGGAGCGCGAGAACAAGCGCCUCGGGCUCGAGCUGCGGAAGGCGAGCGAGGAUGACGACGUGCUGACCGAGCUUGCGUCGGAGUUGGGGGAUGAGGACAGCGGCGCCUACGGCGAUGGCGAUAUGGGCGAUGGCGACAGCGAGGAAGGUGACCUGGGCAUCAGGCUGGCCGCUGUCAUUUGCUGCUCUUUUGCCAUGGCCUUCCCAGCAGACUGGACCGACGACAUCGAGCAGCGGGCUUCCAGGUGCAACGAGGUUGCGAACGCGCCCGUCGCAGGCGGCCACAACGCUGGAACGGGUCACAACAUCGCUUUGACUGGCGUGUUCAAGAACAUGAACUGCAUAGCGUCCAGCAGCGCCUCUCACGCGGUGGACGUCUUCGCCGUGGACGGCGCCACCCCUGCCGGCGAGAUUGGUCAGACAUCCCGCACGGGAGGGCCGUUCGCCAGUGCUGAGCCGCGCGGAUUGAAGGGUGAGUUGGGCACAACUCCGACGUCGUUUUCGCUCCUGCUGGUGCCUGGCGAAAACUCGAAGCGCAUCGUCGUCAAGCAGCUGUGCUUCCCAGACAAGGUGGACGAGAAUGUGGCCGCUAAUCUCUGCACGGGCACGCCCAUGGGCUUCCAGAUCAGGGCCUCCUGUCUGGAAGAGCUCCAGCGCGGCGGCGGGCACGGCCACGAGACAGCGGUUUACACUGACGAAGGUCUCGAUUACAUCGUGGCGAAGGCCCAGGAGGUUUUGUCCGACCGAAGGCAGUUGGGCAUGGCGCGGUGGAUCCACAUGGAGGCGCAGGACGAGGCCUCUCCGAUCCUCAACUGGCCGCACGGCACCAUCGAGAAGGCUCUGAACACCAUCGCGACCGAGGGAUAUUUGGCCAAAGUGUUGCACAAUUGGCUUAUGACACUUGCCGUGCUCGAGCCCUCGCUUUUGCGGGCCCUGAAAAUGAUCGGGGCAAGCCUCGGCGACGCGUCCAUCGCGUGUUUCGGCGUGCCAGGCGCGGGCAAGACACCCGCUUCUAUCGCCGUCGCCCUGACGCGGAGCAGGGGAUUGGGAGGCGGGCCGUCCUGCGCGUCUGAAAUUGGCGUCUUUCGCCAGCUCGUGUCGACGCCCAAGUGCCCCGUCAUGUUGGGCAACUUCGAUAGUUCGUCGGUUCCCGCGAAGGCGAUGGAGGUGUUUUUGGACGUCGCGGUCGGCGACAGGGCGACUUGGGCGAUGGGGCGGACGCAGGUUCGCAACUGGAUGUUUCUCACAGAUGGGAUCCGGUCGAGCCCGCUGCCGCUCGUCUACAGCUCAGCUGGCUGGGGCAUGGCAGAGAAGUGCGCUUGUUGCAGUUACCCGCUGGCCAGUGCUCGCGAGACGAUCGCGGCGCGCGUGGACCUGACGGGCACACGCGACGCGAUUCACGCCCUCAAGCGUUGUUCCAACAAGUUUUGCAGAGUGCGCCACGGGUACAACUAUUACGUUAUCAAUGGCCAGCACGUCAACACUCUAUCCGCCCGCGACAUGAAGGACGGCCUGCUGUUCGCAUCCGCGGCCCGGGCCUGGGCGACAAGGUAUCUGCAGUGCCGCGAGAACCUGUUCUUCCGUGGCGUUGCGUCGUCGCGCAGCGUCGAGUGGUCGCAUGAGGAUGCGUUCAGCGCCGAGGGCUUGGCGGUCGACUUCCGCAAACAGCACAACGACGCAAUGUUAUAUUUCAUGGCAGUCAAGGGCAGCGUGGAGGAGUUGGUAGCAGACGGCCAUCAGAAGGCGCGGGCACUCAGUUGUCACUGGAAUGGGGCGACGUCGGCGGCGGGCGACGUCGGCUGCUGCACUCGCGGCUGGUUCAUGGCCAUUGACGCGAGCUCGCACCAGAUCUUUACGGAUGUGGGGGAUGAGAUCUCCCGCGCGUGUUUUGGCGAGGCCCUGCCCCUGCGCAGUGGCGUCAACUGCCUCAUCAUGGGUCGCGCGCGUUCCUUUGCGCCCUCGGCGUCCAAAGAUUGGAAAUACAAGCAGCUGAAACAUUACUCGGUGGGCAAGUUUCACCGCAAGUACCGCGUCAGCGCGUGCAAACGCAAUCCGCAUCGCAUCGACCGCUUGGAGCGCCGCCUCAGCAAAGUCAACAGUUCUAUCGCGGAGAUCACUGUCGUCGCUUUUCUGCGGGGCAAGGGGGCGUCCGCCGCGCGCAAGAACCGCGGGCCCGCGACGGCGCGGGCCGCCACGGAGAAGAAGAAUAAGAACAAGGGCAAGAAGAUGACGAAGAAGCCCGCGCAAAGCGACAUGGUUAUCGCUAGGACGCCGGCUCAAAAGACGAAGGGCAACAAGUGA